Messenger RNA from Symbiodinium sp. CCMP2592, 1704 nucleotides. The record is from the annotation of a GenBank genome assembly. NCBI's taxonomy places the organism in Eukaryota, Dinophyceae, Suessiales, Symbiodiniaceae.
AUGGAGAGGCCAGAGCUUCCGACACGGGUGCGAGAGCAGAAGCUGCGGGAGAUCAAGCGGGAGGCCGGACCGGACGAGGUUGUCUCCUUCUUCUCAUGUCCGGGGCAAUUUGGCCGCUGGGAUGCGCGCUGGGGGGCGGAGGCGCUCUACCAGGUGGCCAAGCGAUCCACGGCGAGGACGCGACAGGAGUGGGCGGAAGAUAAGGCGGUCUUGAAGCUGGCGGAGAAGCUGAAGGAAGACGCAGCUUCUGGGAGUGAUGCAGACAUCAUAUUGCUGUCCAUGGAGGCUCUCAGAAGGAUGACGAUACAGGAGUCGCAGGAUCAGAAGUCCAUCAUAGAGCACGUCGUCUCCCUGAUGGUCGCUCGAAGCUGGCGCUCUCCUGCCAAGAGCCUUGCGCGGCUUUUCUGGCUCGGUGCGCCCUUGAAGAGCGAAGGCACGCUGAAGGACCACUUCGAGUCGAAAGCCCUGCCCUCGCUGCUCCGCUCGAAGCAGAUGGACCUUGAUGGGCCAGACUUGGCCCUGAUAUUGGCCGCCAUGAAGGGCGAGAAGGGUGUGAAGGACACCGCCCUCCAGUCGAAGGUGGUGCUACGACUGAAGGAGAAAGGCAUCCAUCGUGGCCUCUCUGCAACUGACAUUGUGGAGAUGGCGGAGUCUCUUCAGGACCUGGGAGUGCAAGACCAGGCGGCCUUGAGGCCCUUGGGCCAGGAAGCGCUGCGCCGGCGAGGCGAGCUGACUCCCGAUGAGUCCCAUCGCAUCCACACCGCAUUCCAGGCGAUGAAGCAGCCGCUUCCGCUGCUCGGCUUUUGGCAGCUUGAACCAGGGGAGCAACACGCGUCUCAAGCCGUCUGGGACAAGCCAGGCAGCACGAAGACGAAGCAGACAGAAAAUGGCAAGGUCACCACGCAGGCUGGCGGCUGGACAUGGAUCCCGACAUCGAGCGAACGUGGAUCCGGCAUCUUGGCCUCCGCAGGAUGGUUGAAUUUCACGUCGUGCCAGGUCUCCUCCCAGAGUUGUCCGAGAUAUGAAGAUGUGCUCCUACUGAGAGGGCAGGGCAGCACCGCGAACAGCUGGGAGACGGGCAACAAAGCACUGCACUUGGCAUGCGGAGUCCAUGAGUGUGCUCUUAUUGAUGUGCUCCGACUGCAGAGGGCCACGACAAGUCGAAUACCUCGCCUCACUUCUGUGCAUCUCAAGAACAGGCAGGUCGCGGUUGUCGUCGCGCCGAUUUGCUUCGCGGCUGCCUUGCUUGGCGUCUGUGGACUGGCCGGGCUUUUCUCGUCGCCGGAUCUUGGUAACAGGGCCCUGCUCAAGUCGAUGCAGGGCGCAAAGGAGAAAUGUGAGGAGGCCGACGAGGUCCUUCCGGGCCGAUUCCGCCCGCGCUGCACCGAGGACGGCAAUUGGGCUUCGCAUCAGUGUGAUGGCAGCACCGGCAUGUGCUGGUGCGCAGACAAGGCUGGCCAAUUGCUAGAGGGAACUCGCGGCAAGCCUGGCAAGGGGCCAAGGCGGGCAAGAGAAGGACCUGCCUUCAGACCGCACUGCAGUUUCGCUGGAGCUUUCGCUUCAAGGCACAAGGCCGAAUUGCAGGACAGCAUGCCAGUCCAGCAGCCCAGCCACCCAGCCCCCCGAAAGUUGGCGAAUUGCCGUCAACAGCCCAGAUGCCUGGCAAACCCUGAAAGCAGAAAGCCCAUUUGUCAAGUCACCUAG